Molecule: messenger RNA, 2754 nt
Organism: Spodoptera litura
Lineage: Eukaryota; Metazoa; Arthropoda; Insecta; Lepidoptera; Noctuidae
Source: RefSeq, a predicted model, not a curated record
GGAAUGUUCAAUUAUAGUGAUUUUUGGGUGUCACAAAAAAAGUAUAUGCCUGUUGCGACGUGAGAUAAGCUUGUUGACUCAUAGGAAUUUGCUUCAGAUAAGAAUGGUGCUAUAUAACAUCGAACAGUUGCAAUCACGCAGUCAGUCUAUGGUCGUUUGACCACCGUGAAUUGUAUACGUACUACGUUUGUGUUACCUACUUUAACGCAUCAAUGGUCAUAGAGAGAUCAUUCAGCUUCGCAGACGUUAAUGAAAAUACCAGUAAACAGUAUUACUUUCAUUAGAUUUUACAUGACUUUCCUAAUCCUUUGAUAGACUCUAAAUAUUGGACAUCAUUUGAAAUUGGAUAUCAGUUGCCCUACCAACACUUAACUAUUACUUACUGUGCUACAUACUUUCUUCUUUAUUAUAAAGAUGGAAAACUUCAGUGAAAUAUGCACUAGUGCUUUCUUUUCCACACCCAUCGAGGAGAAUAUAGAACAAUUCAACAGUGAAUUCAAUCAGGAGCUGUCUAAAGUUUGUGAUGAAAUAGAGAAGCGUGAACUGUUCAAUUCAUCGUACGAUGAUGAGUUGUAUAAUCAAUGUUUGAUGGUUGAAACAACGUUGAUUCAACAACAAGUUGGAAGAGGUAUCAAACAAGGUAUCACUACCGAUGAAAAUAAGGUUACCAAGAAAGCAAAAUUUGAUGAAGGAGCUUCUACAUCAUCAAUUAAAACCAAUGACGUGGACAAUAAUAAGGUGGAAUGUGAUACAUGUCAUGUUUAUAUUAAUAAAAGGUAUCUAAACAACCAUUUAAAAAGUAAUACACAUGAAAAUAAUCUUUUAAAAUCACAUAAUUCAUUAACAAAUGUUAUAGUUGUUGAAACCGCUUUUGAGAAUCGAAUUUUAACAUAUAGAAUUAAUAGUAAAACACAUCAAUCGGGACAAUAUUUUGAAACACCGGAAUCGUUUUUAAAUUCAUUAAAAAUCGAUAUCUUAUUUUUGAUAAAUGAAUGCAUUCAACAACAUACAAUUUUUAAAAUAAACUUCUUAUUGCAUGCUGAUUUCAUACAACAAACUAAAGAUAUUAAAAAUACAUUUGAUUUUCCAACGUUUAAUUACAUAAUUUGUCAGGGAGAUGACUUAAACAUCUUUUAUUUAUCAUUAAUAGACACAGUAGUCGGUAAAAUUUGUCAAUUUGAAAAAAAAGAUAGUGGUUGGAGUCUUAAUCAAAUUAAAUACAUAGAUAUGAAUGUUUACAAAUUCAACCCCCUACGUGGUAGUUCUUAUAUCAACCUUCCUCAAGAUAUUAAAUCAAAAAAAGCUGUAAUCAAUGUUAAAAAUAAUGAUAAUAUGUGUUUCAAAUGGGCAUUACUCUCCGGUUUAUAUCCUGUAUGUAAAAAUGUAGAUCGGGUAGCAUCUUACGCAAUUCAUGGAAAUAAACUAAAAUUUACUGGUAUUUCUUUUCCGGUUAAAAUUGUAGAUAUAUCAAAAGUAGAGAAAUUUAACAAUAUUAGUAUUAAUGUUUUUGGCUUAGAGUAUAAUAAAGAAAAAAAGUGUAAUUCUGUUGUAGGUCCUUUAUAUUUAUCAAAAUGUCGUACAUCUAAUCAUAUUAACCUACUAUAUAUAUCGAAUGGUACUAACAAUCAUUACUGUUAUAUUAAAAACUUAUCGCGAUUAGUUAGUUCACAAAUAUCAAGACAACAUCAUGCAGUUUAUAUAUGUGAUUCAUGUUUACUUCAUUUCCCAUCAAAGGAAAGACUUAAUAACCAUCAUCAAUAUGAUUGCGCUCACAUUUGUACGGAAUUACCAAACGGUGAGGAUUCCAAAAAGGAUUGGUUUGGUAAAGCAACCUCAAAUAAUAAAUUAAAAUUUGAUAAAUUCGCGAAAAAGUUGAAAAUGUCUUUUGUGAUUUAUGCAGACUUUUAGGCAUUUUUGAAUCCGAUAGAAUCAUGUAGUAACGAUACAUCCAAGCCUAGUACAAUUAAUAUUAAAAAACAUGAGGUGUAUAGUUUUGGAUAUUACAUUAAAUGUUCAUAUGAUAACAGAUUAUCAAAAUAUGAGACUUAUAGUGGGUCAAACUGUGCACAAGUGUUUAUGAAUCGCCUUUGUGAAGAUGUGAAAGCAAUAGUUAAAAAAAAUACUUUCCAUAAAUGUCCCGUUCCAUUAUCAGAUGAAGAUAAAAUUAAAAUUUCAAAUUCAAACAUAUGUCAUAUUUGUGAAACUGAGUUAAAUGAAGAUGUUUUUUACGAUUUUGAUUGGCACACUGGCAGUUUUAGGGGUGUUGCACAUCAAGUGUGUAGUUCUAAGUACAGAACCCCUCGUCAUAUCCCAAUAUUUUUACAUAACUUCAGUCACUACGAUGCUCAUUUCAUUGUCAAUGCAUUAAACCUCGAUGAUGACAAAUUUGAAGUUAUUCCACAAAAUAAAGAACGAUACAUAUCAUUUUCAAAACAGUUAACAAUAAAUAAUCAACCAGUAAGUUUAAGAUUCGUAGAUUCACUGAAAUUUUUAUCGUGUAGUUUAGAUCAACUAGCUAAAAAUCUUAAUGAUGAUCAGUUUACAGAAUUAAAAAGGAACUAUCCUAAUAAUGAAGAUUUUUCACGUUUAAGACGGAAAGGUAUUUAUCCUUAUGAUUUUAUGUGCAAUAGUGAUUGCUUGAAACAUCCAUCACUUCCUGAUCAACACCAAUUUUAUAGUUCACUCACAGAUUCAAAUAUUUCAAAUGAUGAUUAUAAUCACGCAAAAGAUAUUUGGCAACAUUUUAAGUGUAGU